ACUCCCCCACUGCCCACUACUACAACUGAUCCCAACAUCUCCUAAAUAAUUAGUUGAUGUUCGAUGGCUUUUGUGUUGCAUUAUUCACUCUUCACGUACUUAGCUUUACUUACUACUCUUCUCUCUAACUUGUGCUGCUAUUCCUUCAAUCCCAAACUCCUAAAUGUGUCAAAACUUGAGUCCGGAUCCGACUGGUCGCCCGCCCAAGCCAGUUGGUAUGGCAAUCCUUCUGGUGCUGGAAGUGAUGGGGGUGCAUGUGGAUAUGGAAAUGCUGUGGAGGCGGCACCAUUUUCUUCCCUGAUAACAGCUGCUGCUGCUUCUCUUUACAACUCCGGCAAGGCUUGUGGAACUUGUUUUCAGGUGAAAUGUACAAGUAGUAAGGUAUGCUCGGGGAAUCCGGUGAGGGUGGUGAUAACGGAUGAAUGUCCUGGCUGCGACUCUCAAUCUCUUUUAUUCGAUUUGAGUGGCACUUCCUUUGGAACAAUGGCUGCUUCUGGAGAAGCUGAUCAGCUUAGGAAUGUCGGAAUUGAGCAAAUUCAAUAUAAGAGAGUGGAGUGCAACUUUCCGGGAGUGUCAGUGGCGUUCCGGGUGGACCCUGGUUCCAACGCCAACUAUUUCGCGACUGCCGUUGAAUACGAAGAUGGGGAUGGGCUGGCGGGAGUUGAGCUCAAACAGGCGGCGGACUCGGGCGGCGCGUGGCUGCCCAUGCAACAGUCGUGGGGUGCUGUUUGGAAGGUGGAUCUGCCAUCAAAUUACAAGCCUCCGUUCUCUAUCAGACUAACUGCUGGCGGCAGUAAUUCCCGCAAGACAGUGGUCGCUGACAAAGUUAUACCUGCCAAUUACAACCCCGGACAGACUUAUAGAUCCUUAGUCAACUUUUGAGUGCUACUGCUAAUAGGCUGCCUUCACUUAUUCCUUGUCUGGGUCUCUCCAACGGUUGAGAUCUUCCCUCUUCUAGAGGAGGACAAACUCUUGUUUCUUUCUUUGUAUUUUCUUAGUAAGAGCUUUAAUUUAUUUCGCUCGGAAAAUAAUAAUAAAAGAAAUAAGUUAUGUAUUA
This is a messenger RNA of Sesamum indicum (sesame), 1057 nucleotides long. Its product is annotated as putative expansin-B2. The record is from RefSeq and is a predicted model, not a curated record. Gene Ontology annotation, biological process: sexual reproduction. NCBI's taxonomy places the organism in Eukaryota, Viridiplantae, Streptophyta, Magnoliopsida, Lamiales, Pedaliaceae. Gene Ontology annotation, cellular component: extracellular region.